GACUCCGUUCAUCUCUUCCAGUCUCCACAAGAAGGUCUCAAAUCCCAGAAAGUGUGAGCUGAGAAGAAAUGGAGAUCAAGAUGAUGAGAGCUCCUUCUGUUUUGCUCACUUUCCUCAUCUCUGCUUUCCUGCUCUUGCCUGUCUUUGCGAGCAACAAGGUUUACAUUGUGUAUCUUGGUGGGCAUUAUCAUGGAAAAGACGCAACAGCAGAAGAUUUCAACCGAGCGACUAAUUUUCAUAAGGAAUUCUUGGGAUACUUCUUUGAAAGCAAGGAGAAGGCUCAACAAGCUAUCGUCUACUCUUUUACCAAACACAUCAAUGGUUUUGCUGCAUAUCUAGAUGAGGACCAGGUUGCCCAGAUCUCAAAUAUACUCUAA
This is a messenger RNA of Dendrobium catenatum, 377 nucleotides long. RefSeq names its product subtilisin-like protease Glyma18g48580. The transcript is spliced from 5 exons. The coding region runs from base 69 to 377 and encodes 102 amino acids. The record is from RefSeq and is a predicted model, not a curated record. Lineage: Eukaryota; Viridiplantae; Streptophyta; Magnoliopsida; Asparagales; Orchidaceae.